AUGUCCUUGAGGAGCAACAGCAGCAGCAGCAGUAGCAAUUUUAGUAAAGAAGACGAACGGAACAAGGUUACUUCUACGCUGGAUUCAAGAUUCAAUCAAACUCUAAAAAAUGUUCAAGGGUUGCUCAAAGGUCAAAGUUUUCGUGGUAAGGUAUUGAUAACACAGAGGUCGGAUCCUCUGGAUCAAUCAGCUCAGCAAUCUCCAAAUAAUGACAGAAGGUUCUCAAAGAAUGAUACUAAACAUAGGGACAAGUUUGAUAGAUCUGUUGAGGUGGUACCUGCAUCAGUGUUUAGGACGGGAUUUACUGGAGAUAAGAGCACUCUUUUGUGGACAAAACUCUUGGUUGAUAGAGCCAGCAGCCACGAGACCUUUCGUAGUUGGAUCAAACUUCCCUCCAUGUCCUGA
Messenger RNA from Fraxinus pennsylvanica, 405 nucleotides. The record is from the annotation of a GenBank genome assembly. Lineage: Eukaryota; Viridiplantae; Streptophyta; Magnoliopsida; Lamiales; Oleaceae.